This is a messenger RNA of Tuber melanosporum (Perigord truffle), 680 nucleotides long. RefSeq lists its product as uncharacterized. The record is from RefSeq and is a predicted model, not a curated record. The coding region runs from base 186 to 389 and encodes 67 amino acids. The transcript has a single exon. NCBI's taxonomy places the organism in Eukaryota, Fungi, Ascomycota, Pezizomycetes, Pezizales, Tuberaceae.
CCACCCCUUCAAUCCCAUCUCUCCCACCACCGCGAAAACCAGAAUAAUCAAACCUUGCAUCGGCUCCGGAACCAGGCAGAGAAAAGUUAAACAAAAAACUCUUCUCCACCCUCCACCUCGCCAAGUAACAAAAAAAAAAACUUCACAACCGGCCGUGAGAGGCAAACCCAACCACAACCACAAUCAUGACGGCCGCUCCGCCGGUCCAAAAGGACCACCAACCACAGUUGCCAAAAGGCACUAAAGAGAUGCACCAAAAGGCCCUCGCGGAGAUCGAGCUGCAGCAGGCAAAGCUGCGGGAGAUGAUCGCCAGCAAGCGGGCGGAGAAGGAGACUUUGCAGGCUGUGUAUGAGAGGCUCAAGAAGAGGGGGGAUGAUGGGAAGAGUUAGGGGUUGAGGAAGAGAUGGAGGUUAGAUUUUGCGUUGCGGUUUUUUGGAGUCCUUCUUUCAGAGAAGGAUGGGGUUUUAUGGGGCCGAGUUGUGUUUCUGGGCUGAAUGAAGGAUAGGGAGAGAAUGAGGGAGGGUGGGGAAUAAAGAUUAGACAAUGUAUGUGGUUUUUUGGAGUUUUCUUAUGAAUUUGUGUUUCGACGGGAUGGAGUUGGACGGGAUGAAGGAUAAAUCAGUGUAAUGAUAAUGUUAUAGAACGCUAUGUGAUGCCCUGCCCUGACACGGUGGGCUAAA